Molecule: messenger RNA, 1995 nt
Organism: Dermacentor silvarum
Lineage: Eukaryota; Metazoa; Arthropoda; Arachnida; Ixodida; Ixodidae
Exons: 3
Coding region: 30-1952 (640 amino acids)
Source: RefSeq, a predicted model, not a curated record
UCUCACACUUCGUCUACCAACAAGCAACCAUGAUCGCAAUUCAGGCUUCCCUGCUUCUGGCUCUGGCCACCAGCACUUUUGCUGCCGGACUCUCCGGGUACCACGUGGGAUACGGCUUGCCGUACGGCUCGUCGUACGCUGUACCAGCCACUUCGGCCGUGGUCUCCUCGCCCUUGGCCUACCACGCCGGUUCAGCCGUCGCAGCAUACCAUGCCGGCCCAGCCAUCGCGGCGUACCACGCCGGCCCUGCCGUCGCGACGUACCACGCUGCUCCAGCCCUGGCAACGGCGGCCUACAAGACCGCUGCAGUUGUCGGUUCGGGUCACUCGACUGUCACGACGUACCACGGUGCUCCCGCUGUGACGGCCGCCGUCGCGGCUGUGCCUUCUUACGCCACGUACAAGACUGCUCCGGCUGUCACCCGCUACUUCCAGUCCGCUCCCGUGGUCGCCGCUCCCGCCUACACCACUGUCUCUAAGGUGACCAAGCUGGCAGCACCAGCCUUGGCUACCGUCGCGGCUAGCCCAGCGUACGCCACCUAUCAGACCGCCCCUGUCAUCACCCGCCAGUACCACACCUCUCCCUUCGUCUCGUCCGCGGUCCACGCCGUUCCAGCCGUGACCUCCGGAUUCACUAAAGUGUACCAGUCCGCUCCAGCCGUCGCCACCUAUCGCACCGCUCCAGCUGUGACCCGCGUGUACCAGAGUGCUCCGGUCGUCGCUGCUGCUCCAGCCGUCACCACCGCUGUCCACGCCGUCCCAGCUGUGACCUCCGGAUUCACUAAGGUGUACCAGUCCGCUCCAGCCGUUGCCACCUACCGCACCGCUCCAGCUGUGACCCGCGUGUACCAGAGUGCUCCGGUCGUCGCUGCUGCUCCAGCCGUCACCACCGCUGUCCACGCCGUCCCAGCUGUGACCUCCGGAUUCACUAAGGUGUACCAGUCCGCUCCAGCCGUUGCCACCUACCGCACCGCUCCAGCUGUGACCCGCGUGUACCAGAGUGCUCCGGUCGUCGCUGCUGCUCCAGCCGUCACCACCGCUGUCCACGCCGUCCCAGCUGUGACCUCCGGAUUCACUAAGGUGUACCAGUCCGCUCCAGCCGUUGCCACCUACCGCACCGCUCCAGCUGUGACCCGUGUGUACCAGAGUGCUCCGGUCGUCGCUGCUGCUCCAGCCGUCACUACCGCUGUCCACGCCGUUCCAGCCGUGACCUCCGGAUUCACUAAGGUGUACCAGUCCGCUCCAGCCGUCGCCACCUAUCACACCGCCCCGGCCGUGACCCGCGUCUACCAGAGUGCUCCAGCAGUUGCCACCGCUGUCCACGCCGCCCCAGCGACCGUGGCCACUAAGUUCGCCACCUACCAGACCGCUCCCGCCAUCGCGCGUUAUUACCAGAGCAGCCCUGUCCUGGCCGCCACCCCAGCCGUCGCCACCACCAUCCACGGCGUGCCAGCCCUCACCAAUUAUGCCUCCUACCGCACCGCACCUGCCGUCACUCGCGUGUAUCAGGCUGCCCCAACUCUUGUGGCCGCCGCUCCAGCCGCCACUGUGACCGCUGUCCACGCUGCCCCCACCGUGACCGCCGUCCACGCCGCCCCUGCCGUGACCACGGCUCACGUUGCCACCGCUGUCUCCCGAGUGACCAAGGUUGACCCCUUCCACGUCAGCGAGCAGCACACCGUCCACACCAGCCCCGUGGCUACCGCUGUAGGCCCACGCUCCAUUGGCGACCAUUUCUCAUGCCCCGACCUUCGGCUACGGAGUCGGAGCUCUCGGAUACUCCCACGGCCUGCCGGUCUACGGCCACAACUACGGAUACGGGCUCGACGCUUUCAACUACGUCGCCAAGCUGCACAAGAAGAAGUAGAGGACCUGAAAAGAAAACGGAAGAACACUGAGUCAUCGUUGUUAUCUUCGUUGUUGGAAGACUGUAAUAAGCAAUAUGAAACCUAGAGCUACAAUAUUCAAAUUUUAUGGACAAUAAAAUGCUUUAUGU